CGUCUUGAGACGUUACACGCUUCCCAAUAUAAUUGUUUCAAAGACUAUAAAUAAACGCACACUUAUGAGCGGUAAAUACAUGUCGAACAGAACACUGAAAAUACACAUUUUCCCGUAUUUGUUGCAAACGUCAGCUUAAGAUCUUCCUGACAAAUGUACACGAGCAUCAGCCUCGUCGCAUUCGAUGACGUCACAACAAAAUGACAACUACUGAUGACGUAUUAGUUGACGCAAUUCAUUGGUGAAGACUUAACUUAACACAAUAACUAUUUCAAAGAGUGGAGAUGACGCAAACAACGACAGGUGGUGAAAAAGUAAGAGAAGCGCAACAAAACUUGAAGGAAAAAGCCUGUCGGUGUUAUUUUAAGUUAAUGUUAAUGUAAUUGCAUUUUUAUAUAAUGAUCCUCCAAAAAAAAUGAAUGCAAAACAAACCCAACUCGAAGUGAGGAAUUUGACCGAGUAUGAGCUUCAGCAGCUAUAUAAGGCCUUGUUGAUUGCUUCAUGCCGGUUAGAUCCCAGGGACCCUAUACAGUUCCUGAAAAACACACUGGUCGCCUUUCAGGGACAUGACAACUUGCAGAAUGUGGACUGGGACAAGUUUCUCAGCGAUGACGAGAACCAGUCUGUGUUGGCCGGUCUGCAAUUGGAUGAAACAGAUUAUAUGGAUUCCCAAGACCUCAUGGCUUUGUUUUAUAGGUACGAGAAGGCCUACUCCUAUUACAGGAGGAAAUUAACAAGUGCUGCUUUCAGGAGCUGGAAGAAUUACACCAUGGUCAGCAUGACAGAUGCGUCCGAGUUAGCUCACAAGAUGGACGUUGCAGCGAGACACUACGACAGAUCAAAAGAGGUGGCGGUUUUCUCCGGGUGGAUACACUGGGUCAAGUUCAAGGAGGAGACACGGGCUGUUGCAGUCAAAAAGCUGACACGUGUUUUUGAAGCAUGCAUACUUAAACGUAUCGUGGGCGCAUGGAGAAGUAUCGUAAGGGACUCAAGGAGGACCAAAGAUUACUUUAAGAAACUGCAGACAGAUUCAGAGCUGGGGCGCCAUCAAAGCAUCAUUGGAGAAGGAUGUGAUUGGCUCUCUGCACUGCCCACAAGCAUCUCACUCAAGAUCUUCCAGUAUCUGGAAGUAAGAGACUUGCUGAGCUGUGCUGAAGUAUGCUGCAGUUGGAGGGGUCUUAUCUACUCAAGCUGUCUUUGGAGUAAGGUCAACUUGUCAAUGUUCAAAGACUGGAUAACGGACAGCAUCAUGAGUGAGGUCAUGCAGAAUUUCCGUCCAUUUGUUAUCCAUCUCAACCUGCGUGGCUGCAACUCCUUAGAAUGGUCCAGUUUGCGAAAUAUCAGCGAAUGCAGAAAUCUCCAAGAGCUCAACGUGUCAGAGUGUUUUAAUAUCACUGAUGACAUGAUUCAGUCAAUAGUGGAAGGCUGCAACUACCUGCUCUACUUGAACAUUUCCAGCACUCUUGUGACAGACCUGAGCCUCAAGGAACUCUCCAGAAACUGCAUCAACCUUCAGUAUCUGAGUGUGGCCUACUGCCACAAGCUGACAGAUGAAGGUUUCCAGUACCUGAGCGAAGGAAACGGUUGUCACAGUCUUAUCCACUUGGACCUGUCCGGCUGCACCCAGGUGACAGUGACGGGCUUCAACUACAUUUCAGACGCAUGCCCCUUCCUCAAAGAGAUUGUGAUGAACGACUUGCACUCGCUGUCAGAUAACUGCAUCUCGGCCCUGGUGUCCAAAUGCCACAGUCUGUCCUCUGUCUCUCUGCUGGAGGCGUAUAACCUUACCGACACUGGCAUCAAAACCAUCGCUGAAGUAGCCAAACUGAAGUCAUUCAUCAUUGAAGGGAAUAAGCAUGCGAGCCACGUGAGCUGGAAGGCGUUGUGCUCUAGCUCGCGAGGCCUCCGAAGCCUUCACGUGGUCGAUUGCCACAAGAUGACGGACGUGGGCCUCAAGUGUGUGGCCUCUCUCCGAAACCUGCAGUCCCUGGACAUCUCACUCUGUACCAAAGUGACCGAUAGAGGGAUUUGUCACCUGGCCGACAGCUCCUCAGCAUCCAAAUUGCGAGAUCUGAGUCUCAGCCAGUGUUGUCUUAUCACGGAUUCAGCGGUCAACAUGAUUGGAUACAGAUUUUCUAAGCUGUGCCAUCUCAAUUUGAGCUACUGCGAGCAGCUGACUGACGCUGCUCUGGAGUCUCUGAGUUGCAGCUACAUCAGCUCCCUGGACAUCAGCGGCUGCAACAUUCAAGAUGAGGGUUUGGCUGCUCUUGAGGAGGUUCCCUUGAAAAAGUUGAUAAUCGCUGAAUGUAUCAACAUCACAGAUGUUGGUAUUGAGAAUUUAUGCAAGUAUGUGACAGAGCUGGAAUAUGUCGACGUGUCCGGCUGUUUGGAUCUGUCUGACCAGGCCAUCAGAGCCUUCUCAUUUUACUGCAGGGGUCUAUUCACACUCAGGAUGGGAGGCUGUCCAAAGAUGACCGACAUGGCAGUUCAGUGCCUUUCAAGCGGUACCCAGUACCUGCGAUCGCUCGACGUGAGCGGCUGUGUCUUCACUGAUCGUGCCAUCAAAUACAUAGAGAGGCUCUGCCCACCUCUCUCGUCGAUCAUCAUGAACGACUGCAAUGGCAUCUCAGAGGCAGCCGCCAUGAGGUUGCAGCCAUAUGUGCAGCAUUGGGAGUACAGCAAUAACGAGACCAACCUAUGGCUUCGAUGAAAAGGUGCAGAAGAACAAGAUGUAAAAUAAUUUUAGACAGUGAUAAGAGUGCCUGACAAUCACACAAUCCUAAUCAUGGAUUAAUACUUUCAGAGAUGGCCACUAUGAUCUUGCUUGAUUUUGAUUAAUAGAUGUAUUUUUUAGGAAAUAAAUGCAAUAUUAAUAUUAAGUAUCACUGGUCAGUGAAAACACAAAUGUAAGUAUUUAUUGUUUAUUUUUAAAAGGUUAUGGUUGAAGGGAGUGAAUUUGGAUCAGAAUUCAUUACUGUUUGUGCUGACUGAAAGCAUAUUUUUCCAUCUGAAAAGUCAAUCCCAUUGUAUAUAUGGCAAAUGUGCAACGGUGACUAUGCAACAUAUUUUUUUCGUUUGUCAAAAAUAAUCUCUCAUUAUUGUAAUUAAUGCCUGAAAACUAUAUACAGUAUGAUUCCAUUAAAUGUAACUAACACACAGAUCUAAGUAU
Molecule: messenger RNA, 3169 nt
Organism: Doryrhamphus excisus (bluestripe pipefish)
Lineage: Eukaryota; Metazoa; Chordata; Actinopteri; Syngnathiformes; Syngnathidae
Gene: fbxl13
Product: F-box and leucine-rich repeat protein 13
Biological process (GO): SCF-dependent proteasomal ubiquitin-dependent protein catabolic process
Cellular component (GO): SCF ubiquitin ligase complex
Molecular function (GO): protein binding
Source: RefSeq, a predicted model, not a curated record